AUGGCGGGGAAGCACGGGCGCAACGGCUACGACGACGACAACGUCAAUCCCUUCGCGGGAGGAAGUGUUCCACCUGCCACCAAUUCUCGUCUGUCACCUCUAUCACAUGAACCGGCUGAUUUCUACAAUGUGGACAUUCCUCUCGACUCGUCAAAGGAUCUAAAGAAAAAGGAGAAAGAACUCCAGGCUAUGGAGGCUGAGCUAAACAAAAGAGAACGGGAAUUGAAAAGGAAGGAAGAGGCGGCAUCCCGAGCUGGCAUUGUGAUAGAAGAGAAAAAUUGGCCUCCCUUUUUUCCCCUCAUCCACCACGACAUUUCCAAUGAAAUACCUAUCCAUCUACAAAGGAUGCAGUACCUUGCAUUCUCGUCAUUCUUGGGAUUGGUAGUGUGUCUCUUUUGGAAUAUCAUAGCAACUACAACAGCAUGGAUUAAAGGGGAAGGUGUUAUGAUCUGGCUGCUUGCCAUUAUCUACUUCAUAUCUGGUGCGCCCGGGGCUUAUGUGUUAUGGUAUCGACCUCUUUAUAAUGCAAUGAGAACUGAGAGCGCUUUGAAGUUUGGGUGGUUUUUUCUAUUUUACAUGAUUCAUAUAAUCUUCUGUGUGUGGGCAGCUGUGGCUCCUCCAUUCCCUUUCAAAGGAAAAUCUUUGGCUGGGAUUUUACCUGCAAUUGAUGUCAUAGGCAAUAAUGCUAUUGUGGGGAUAUUUUACUUUGUUGGAUUCGGCUUGUUCUGCCUUGAAUCACUUCUGAGCAUCGGUGUCAUUCAGCAAGUAUACAUGUAUUUCCGUGGAAGUGGAAAAGCUGCAGAGAUGAAACGUGAGGCAGCACGUAGUGCUCUAAGUUCAGCCUUCUGA
This is a messenger RNA of Miscanthus lutarioriparius, 849 nucleotides long. The record is from the annotation of a GenBank genome assembly. Lineage: Eukaryota; Viridiplantae; Streptophyta; Magnoliopsida; Poales; Poaceae.